This is a messenger RNA of Saccostrea cuccullata (small rock oyster), 1465 nucleotides long. Its product is annotated as protein CFAP276-like. NCBI's taxonomy places the organism in Eukaryota, Metazoa, Mollusca, Bivalvia, Ostreida, Ostreidae. The transcript has 4 exons. The record is from RefSeq and is a predicted model, not a curated record. The coding region runs from base 67 to 570 and encodes 167 amino acids.
UUGUGUAUCCAUGGUAGUUACAUCAACGAGAGCGUGAACUUUCGCGUUUACAAUACAAUCACAACAAUGAUGCAGUCAGAAAGAGACCCCUAUCCCUUUCCAAGAUUACAAAAUGAUGAGAAUUUCUAUGGACCAAGCUCUACAGAGCAAAAGGCAUAUGAUGUUCCAGUCCACCUGGCUCAGAAUGAGGAUCCAUGGAACAGACUAAAUGGCACCUGCACUCUGGCUUCGUCUCGGAGAGAAAUUUACCACAUGGAUCCCAAGGCACCUCGAGACAGUCUAGAUUUUGUCCUUAAGUCGAAAUAUAACCAUCAUGAGGAAUUCCUUAGAGCAAAAAAUGAAACCCUCAUCCAACCCGAAACUGCCGGUGAAGACACUGGACGAGUUCUAAAGAACCGAGAGGUUGAAGUUAUUGUGCCAAAGCCUUACCUGAAUCAUCCUCUUAUAGUUAUAGAGCAGAAAAAGAAAGAUAGCAUCCAUUCUAUUGAAAAUGCAAUUGAGGGUCACCAUACACAAACAACAAACCGAGGUUACACUCGAAAACCUGACGGGGGAUUCUUCUCGUCUUAGACUUAUAAUAAUGACAUACAAGAAUUAAACCACAUCAUUAAAAAAAAUGCUAAAAGACAGAUUGACAGAAUUACGAUGACUAGGGGGACGAUUUCUUAUCUGAAGUUAACAACUAUUACAUAUGUAACCAACAACAAAGUAAACUACAUGUAUAUUUGGAAUGUGAUGACAUAAUGUACAUUUCCGUUUCGAAUUAUAACCAGUUCUAGGUCAUUUUACACCAGAAAGCAGUAUAUUUUAAAUUAUUACUACAUAUUUUAGAUAUAAAAGUGCUGCAUAAUACAGACAGAACUUGAACACAAAACAAAAUCCAUGCGUAUACAUGUACAGGCUUUAUUCUUUCUAUCUAUCCUCUUCUUUUUAAGCUUAUUUCUUCUUUCUAUCCUAUCCUCUUUCUCUAUAGAGAGUCCCCAUUGUGCUGGUACAAACGGCGGGUACUCCCGGAAACACGACGGUGGAUUCUACUGCACUUAAUUUGCGGCUGUCUCUACAUAAUUAACGGCUGUCUCUACAUAAUUAACGGCUGUCUAUACAUAAUUAACUGCUGAGUCUCAUAAGAAACUGCUAAUCUUUAUAUAUUAAUUCUCUCCAAAGAAAUUUAAUUUUUUACCAGAUUUAGAGCGAUUGUAUACCAACCUAAUGUGUAAAAAAACUGAAAACAUAUCUUUAUAAUUAAUAUUGUUGCAUGUACAUUUUGGAUAUACACCUAGUAUAUUUGGAGAAAUAUAUUUACAAAGAGAAUUAUGUAUUUUAGAAAAAAUAGUUUUUACCUGUAAAUAAUAUGUAUUAAUAUUUUUCAGUUGGAAAUUUUAUAUAUACAAGUGUUUUUUUUUAAUCACUCAUUCUUGAACUGUCGUAUUCACAUUUCUCUUUAUUUAUUAUACUGCAUUGACAA